CCAGUCGCGUGUAAGCUAAUGUUUUGAUUUGGUCGUGUUACCAUCAUGUGUAUGUUGUCGUGACUAUUGUUUCCUUCAAAUUCCGGUUCAAAGAAUUCUUAUUUCAAGAACGAUGAUUACUAAGUUUACAUAUCAUAGAUUAUGGAUGUAAACAAUGAUACCGUGAAGACUACCAGCGAACAGCUAGAAAUUCAAGUAAACAAUGAUACCGUGAAGACUACCAGCGAACAGCUAGAAAUUCAAUAUGAAUUGUCAUGUGUACAAGAGAAAGAAGAUGAUGCAAGUGCUUUUAAAGAUGAAACGUGUGUCUCUUCCCAAAAUGCACUGAGUGAUCAUGUAGACUCAGAUCCACAAAUGUCUAAAAAAUCUAUCAAAAAGCAGCAGAACCAUGAGCAAUAUCUUGCAAGGAAGCAAGCAGUCCGAGCAGAGAAGAGAAAGGCUAAGAGAGAGAGGAUCCGCAAUUUGAGACAAACUGAAGGACAAGAAUCAACAAAUAAAUUACCAAAAAAAAUUGAGUUAAAACAGAAGAGGAAAAGACUCGCAGAUGCUUUGACUGAUGGACAGAGAGUUUGUAUUGAUUUGAGCAUGUCUGCCAUAAUGAGUUCAAAGGAAAUAAGCAAGCUAGCCCAGCAGCUUGGUAGAGUGUACGGAGCAAACAAGAAAGCUGAAAAGCCAAUGCAUCUGAUCCUAGCCGGCCUAGAGUUAGAUAGUGAUAUCCAUAAGGCUUGUGUCCAAAAAAAUGAUGGAUUUAAUAAUUACUUGAUUGAAAAAAGUGAGAAACCAUUGUUAGAAAUGUUUGCUCUUGAAGAGGUUGUAUACCUUAGCCCAGAUUCUGAUCAAGUUCUAGAAGUACUUGAUGACAGUAAAGUGUAUGUAAUUGGUGGACUAGUUGACGAGAACCCAAUCAAAAGCCAUACAUUGAACCAUGCAAAGCAAUGCAAACUAGCAACAGCACGACUUCCAAUUGAUGAAUACAUGCAUCGGCAGCCAAAUGGAACACACAGCAAGAUACUAGCUGUCAACCAAGUGUUCGAAAUUCUUCUCAACUUUCACAAUGAAGGAGAUUGGAGGAAGGCGCUAGUUGCUGGAGUUCCCAAAAGGAAAGGAUUCAUCAUAAAGACCUCCGAAGGAUCUCCAGUUUGUCUUUGAUGGUGGCUGACUGCCAUACAUCUCGCAGAGUAAUAUAUGAGCCUGUAUUCCUCUUGCUUUACCAGGCAGUAAUUGUUUUUGGAGUAUAAUAGGUGUAUUCAACAGGUGCAAUACAUGUGAUUUGAAUAUAUAUAUAUUAUAUCUGUGCUUAUGGGAUACUGGAGUACAGGAGGAUGCAGGGAUUGUAAUACAUGAGCUGAACAAUAUUUAAUACAGAAAUAAUGUGAUCUCUGCAAUAAGUUGACCAUUAUAAUUAUUAUUAUUAAAUUGGAACCCAAGUGAAAUUUAUGAACAGUGCACUUGGUUGGCCAUGGAUUUGACAAUGGCUUAAAAUUAUAUUUAUUUAUUUAUCCGUAGAAAUUAAGUAUUGUGACUUCACUUCUGAAAUGUAGGCAGGGGUCCCAACAUAGAAGCUACUUCAGAGAGAUCCGGUUAAAUCAACUUUCCUCUGAAUCUAAUUUUAUUUCGCUGCACAUGGUGAUCCAUCACCAGCUGACUUCUGGGAGACCACCAAUAGUAUAGUUGUAAAUUUGCUUGAGAUAUUUUGGCUUGCUCAUUUGAGUGUGUGACACAUGUGGAAGAUCCCGUGUAGGUCACAAUUUUAUUUGCAUAUUCAAGAUGUUUGUCUAUUAUUUUUUAAGAAACUGAACUCAGUUGAGUUUGCAGAAAAACCCCCCAAAAACAAGAUUUCGAAAUAAAUAACAAAAGAAAAU
Molecule: messenger RNA, 1862 nt
Organism: Anneissia japonica
Lineage: Eukaryota; Metazoa; Echinodermata; Crinoidea; Comatulida; Comatulidae
Product: tRNA methyltransferase 10 homolog B-like
Exons: 9
Coding region: 142-1149 (335 amino acids)
Biological process (GO): tRNA N1-guanine methylation
Cellular component (GO): nucleus; nucleoplasm
Molecular function (GO): tRNA binding
Source: RefSeq, a predicted model, not a curated record